ACGGCGCGGGCGGCCUCUCUAGCUCCGCAGCGUCUCGGUGGCGGGCGUGCUCCCUGCGAGCGGAGCGAGGGUGGGCCCUCUAGCCCCUGCCUCUCGGUGGCCCACGCCGGCCCCGCCCGCGCGCUCGACCGCUCGCUCGCUCGCUCGCUCGCUCGCUCGGUCGCGGCUGGCUCCUUCUCCCGAGCCCGGAGGAAAUGGCUGCGAGACCCUAGAGGCCUGGGAGUGGAGGAGCUCUGCGGGCGCAGGCCCACGGCCCCCUGCGGCGACGGCGGCGAGCUGCGACCGUGGGGCUGCGCGUCUGCAGUCUGCUGUCGGCUCGGGUCCGGCGCCUGCCUCGGCCAGGCUCGUGUUGUGCCGAGGACUUCCGGAAAGUUCCAGGCUCUUGGUGCCUGGCAGGUCUCCGCUCGGCACCAGCCCCCCUGGGAUGGAACGUGGCUCGGCGCCCGAGGCCCCACUGGCGACUCCACACGACUGAAGCCUGACGGCCCGGACGGGAGCUCUCGAGGUAUGGAUGAGAAAGGUGACCCGAGCAAUGAGGAAGCCCCCAAGGUCAUCAAACCCACCAGCAAAGAGUUUAGGAAAACGUGGGGGUUUCGGAGGACCACCAUCGCCAAGCGAGAGGGCGCUGGGGACGCGGAGGCGGACUCCGUGGACCCGCAGCCCCAGCAGCCCCAGCAGCAGCAGCAGCAGAGCCUGUCCUUGCGGCGCAGCGGGCGCCAGCCGAAGCGCACGGAGAGGGUGGAGGAGUUCCUGACGACGGUCCGCCGCAGGGGCAGGCGGGCUCUGCCCGCGUCGCCCGAGGACCCCGGCGAGCCCGCCUCCGGCCCAGCCACAGACGCAGAGACCGCCUCGGAGGGGAGCGUGGAGAGCACCUCCGACGGCAGGGGUGGGCCCGGGGCCAGCCCCGCGGGCAGCAAGGAGCGCCUGGCCACGAAGGCCGAGGGAGGAGAUAGCGAGGACGACACUUCGGACAGCGACAGCGAUGGGCUGACCCUGAAGGAACUUCAGAACCGCCUGCGGAGGAAGCGAGAGCAAGAGCCAGCCGACCGGCCCCCGAGAGGCGCCCCGGGUCGCCUGAGGAAGAAGCGUCGGGAGGGGGACCCGGCGGGGGGGGCCGGCAUGGAGGCGGCCAACGCGGGGGACAGCUCCCCGCCGUGCCUGCAGGAGCCCGCGGCCGGCCAGGCGGCCAGCGACGGCCGAGAGAGGGUGCCGGAGGGGCGUGCGGCCCCAGGGGAGGGCCCCAGAGGCUCGGGCCGGCACAAGCCCGAGGGCGAGGCGUACGACCCCAGCGCAUUGUACUGCAUGUGCCGGCAGCCCCACAACAACAGGUUCAUGAUCUGCUGCGACCGCUGCGAGGAGUGGUUCCAUGGCGACUGUGUGGGCAUCUCCGAGGCCCGCGGGCGGCUGCUGGAGCGGAACGGGGAGGACUACAUCUGCCCCAACUGCACCAUCCUGCAGGGGCAGGACGAGCCGCGCGCCGAGGCCGGCCCGCAGGGGGCCGGGCUGCUGCCGGCCGACCCCGACGGCGCGGACUGCACGAGCAUGGGCACCAUCGAGCAGAAGUCCAGCGAGGACCAGGGCAUCAAGGGGCGGAUUGAGAAGGCCGCCAACCCGAGCGGCAAGAAGAAGCUCAAGAUCUUCCAGCCGGCUGCAGAGGGUCCCGUCGCUGCCAGGUGCAUCGGGCCGGGGUGCUCGCGCGCGGCGCAGCCGGACUCGGUCUACUGCAGCAGCGACUGCAUCCUGAAGCACGCCGCGGCCACCAUGAAGUUCCUGAGUGCGGGGAAGGAGGCCAGAGCGAAGCCCAGAGAGAAGGCCAAGGCCAAGCCCGAGAGGCUCAUCCUCCCCAAGUGCAGCGUGCAGGCGGGCGUCAGAGUCUCCCUGCACAAGAGGCCAGCUCCAGACAAGAAGGACGACGCCGUGAGGAAGGCGGCGGCGGGGGCCCCUGCGAGGAGCGAGGCGCCAGUGAAGGAGGCGCCUUGCGAGAGCAGCACGCCGUCCUGGGCCAGCGACCACAAUUACAAUGCAGUGAAGCCGGAGCAGACCGCUGCCCCGCGGCCGUCACUGUUGUGUAAAUCUUCGAAGGAGGACCGGCCCGUGGAGGGGAGCGCAGCGGCCGCGGGGCCGAAGAGAGGGGCGGCCCCGAGCCCCGCCGCAGCCGGCAGACAGCCCUCGCCCCGGAGACUCCUGCCGAAGAAGUCGCCUCCUUUCGCCAACGCAGUCAAGCCGGCCGUCCGGAAGCUGCCCUCGGGCUUCACGGGCACCAUCCCCAAGCGGCCGUGGCCCUCGGCGGCCGCCCCCCCGGGCAGCGCUCCCCCCGCCAAGCAGGCGGGGCUGGGGCCCAGCGCUGCCACGGCUGCUUCCAAAAAGCUGCCGGGCUCCACCGCCCCGGGGGGGGCCACCAGGAAGCCCAUGGCGGCCUCUGUCCCCUUGGCCUCCCCAGCUCCGGGCCGCCUGGGGACCUCCGGCGCCGCCCCGUCGCAGCCGAACUCCCAGAUCCGGCAGAACAUCAGGCGCUCCCUGAAGGAGAUCCUGUGGAAGAGGGCCAGCGACAGCGACGACCUGACGAUGACAGAGAAUGAGGUGGGCAGGGUCGCCCUCCACAUCGAGAAGGAGAUGUUCAACCUGUUCCGCGUCACCGACAACCGCUACAAGAGCAAGUACCGCAGCAUCAUGUUCAACCUCAAGGACCCCAAGAACCAGGGCCUCUUCCACCGCGUUCUGCGCGAGGAGAUCCCUCUGGCCAGGCUCGUGAGGAUGAAGCCGGAAGAGCUCGUGUCUAAGGAGCUCUCCGUGUGGAAGGAGCGGCCCGCGAAGCCCGUGGCGGAGCCCAGGGCGAAGUCGCACCCGGAGAGCAAGAAGGCGAGCACCCGGCCGGAGGCCGUCCCGGACAUGGAAGACUCGCCGCCCGUGUCGGAUUCGGAAGAGCAGGAAUCGGUGCGCGCAGCCCCCGAGAAGAGCGCCGCGCCGCCCCCGGACGUGGUCAGCAGCAUGCUGAAGGACACGACGGGCCAGCACCGCGCCCACCUCUUCGACCUGAACUGCAGGGUGUGCACAGGCCAGGUUUCGUCAGAAGGGGAGCCGGCUCCGAAGAGACAGAAGCUGUCAGCGCCGGCCAAGAAAGAAGAGCCCAAACCCAAGUACGACGGCGCGGCGCCCGAGCCGGCUCUCGGCCCGGCGAACGACAUGGCGCCGGAAACGCUGCCCCAGAGCGCGUCCCCGGCCCACUCGGAGCGGGGCCUCCCCGGCGCUCCAGGAGAUGGCCACCCCGAGCCCUCCGCCCGGGAAGGGCCCUCCUGCCCAGCCCCCAGCGGGGUCGCCAUGGUCACGACCGUCACCGUGUCUGGCCGCGACCCCAGGACCGCACAGAGCACGGCGAGCACAGCCCCGGCCCCGGACAGCACCCAGCUGGCUGAGGCCCCGCAGGACGUCCUGAAGCCCCCCGUGCUGGUGCCCAAGUCCAUCCUGGCCAAGCCGUCCCCCUCCCCGGAGCCCCGAUACCUGCUGUCCGUUCCCCCGUCCCCCAGCAUCAGCGCCGCCGAGACCCGGUCGCCCCCGGACGGGGACGCGCCCCUCUUCCUGUCCCGGCUCAGCACCAUCUGGAAGGGCUUCAUCAACAUGCAGAGCGUGGCCAAGUUCGUCACGAAGGCGUACCCCGUCUCGGGGUGCUUCGACCACCUCAGCGAGGACCUGCCCGACACGAUCCACAUCGGCGGGCGGAUCGCGCCCAGGACCGUGUGGGACUACGUGGGCAAGCUCAAGUCCUCCGUGUCCAAGGAGCUGUGUCUGAUCCGCUUCCACCCGGCCACAGAGGAGGAGGAGGUGGCCUACGUCUCCCUGUACUCCUACUUCAGCAGCCGCGGCCGCUUCGGCGUGGUCGCCAACAACAGCCGGCACAUCAAAGACCUCUACCUGAUCCCCCUGAGCGCCGAGGACCCCGUGCCGUCCAAGCUCCUGCCGUUCGAGGGGCCAGGCCUCGAGUCCCCCCGCCCCAACGUCAUCCUCGGGCUGGUGAUCUGUCAGAAGACGAAGCGGCCCUCGACGGCCGGCGAGGCCGACAGGGCGGAGGAGAAGCGGGCCCGGGCGCAGGCCCCGGAGGAAACGGACGCUGCGGGCCACCCCAAGGGGCCUCCAGCCCUGCCGUCAGAGAAGAAGCCCCCCAAGUAUCAGCUCAGCUCCGGGGACACCGCUGUCAGCGGCACCCCCCCGGGGUCCCCUCCACCGCCACCGCCGCCCCCUCUGCCGGAACCGCCAGCCUCAUCUUCGUCUUCGUCUGUAUCGAAGACCCUGUCGUCCCUCAAGCCAGGGCCCGCCGGCACCGUCACGGCACCGGCCGCCCCGGCAGCGGUCACAGCGGCCACUGCCGCCGCCAAGACGGCCUCACCGCUGGAGCACAUCCUGCAGACGCUGUUCGGGAGGAAGAAGGCGUUCGACCCCACGGCCGUGGAGCCCGCGGAGCCGGCGCCCGCCGCCCGUCCCGACGCCAGGGCGGAGAGCGGGCUGCCGGCCGUGCCGCUGCUGGACCCCAUCGUGCAGCAGUUCGGCCAGCUGCCCCGGGAGCGGGCGCUGGAGGAGGAGGAGGACGACAGGCCCUACGACCCCGAGGAGGAGUACGGCCCCGAGCGGGCCCUGGACGCCACACCCGGGGGCCGCGGGAAGCGGCAGGCUGCCGAGAAGGCCCCCGAGACGGCCGAGCGGGAGGAGGUGGCCUACGACCCCGAGGACGAGACGAUCCUGGAGGAAGCCAAGGUGGCCGUGGAGGACCUGCCCAACCGGAUGUGCGCGGACGCCCGGGCCGGCGCCGCGCCCGCGCCCUCGCUGGUGGAGCAGCAGCAGAUGAUCGAGGAGCUCAACCGGCAGAUCGAGGAGCAGAAGCGGCAGGUGCGGGAGCAGGAGGAGGCGCUCCGGCAGCAGCGGGCGGCCGUCGGGGCCUCCAUGGCCCACUUCUCCGUGUCGGACGCGCUGAUGUCGCCGCCGCCGAAGGCCCCGCUGCCCAAGGCCGAGCCCUUCCCCCCGGAGCCGCAGGCCGCCGGCAGGGCGGCGGGGCCGCCCGGCAGCCAGGGGCCAGGGCCGGGCUCCGACCCGCGACAGAAUCGGGACCCCCGGCAGGCCCGGCGGCUGGCUGCUGAGAGCAGCGAGAGCGAGAGCCCCAAGGCUCCCGCCAGCAGCACGCCCAGUCCCCUGCCCUCCAGGGACGCGCCCGGCGGGGCCGUCGUCACUCAGGGCCCCGCCGUCGCUCAGGGGCCCGCGCCUGCCCUGGAGGAAAAGGAGCCGAGCCCUCCAGCCUGGGCUCCAGGGGACGAGGCCUCCGGGCCCGCCAAGCAGGAGGGCACCUCGGGGGAGCCCUCGGAGAGCCGGGGCCCGCCGCCCGCCAACGGCGGCCCCCCCGUGGCAGGUGGCCCCGGCCCGGCCCGGCCUGCCCGGAAGGUGCUGCUGCCCACGCCACCCAGCACCGCCUUCCCGCCCGGCCUGCCCGGGCAGAGCGGGGGGCAGGGCUUCGGCCCCCCCGCGGGGCGGGACCCGUUCCUGGGCCCGGGCCCAGGGUCUCAGGACAGAGCCUUCGGCCCGUCCGCCUACGAGGCCCCGAGAAACGCCCCGUUCUCGGAGAAGAGCGGCCGCCCCACCACGGAGACCGAAGGGGACAGAGACCACCAGGGCAGGCCCGGCGAGGGGGCUGCCCCCUGCCCCCCGCCGGGGCCGCCGUUCCAGGGCCCGCGUGAGCCAGCACCCCGCGCUUUCGGGGCGUCGGGACCUCACGGCCCAGGCUUCCCGGGGCCCCGGGGGCCAGCGCCCCCCUUCUCGGAAGAGAACGUCAUUUCCAACAGUGAUGGUGGUCCACGGGGGCCCCCGCCAGCCAGGUUCGGGGCCCAGAAGGGGCCCAUCCCCUCCCUGUUUUCAGGGCCGCACGGGCCGCCUCCCUAUGGGGACGGCAGGGGCCCCGCCCCCUCCCACCCGGGAGGGCCCAGGGGCGCAGCCCCGCCCCCCUUUGAAGACCGCAAGGACCCGCACGGGGGUUCGAGAGAGCCCCCGGAGGCCCCGUACGGGGACGCGGCUGGGCCUGCUGGCCCGUUUGAGGGGCCGGAGCCAGGCCCCCCGGUGGGCGGCAGGGGCCCGGGCCCGUUCCCGUUUGGAGGCCCACGGAGGCCUCUGCUGGCCCAGUUCAAAGGUCCCCGGGGAGGCCCUCCUCCCUCCCAGUUUGGGGGUCAGAGGGGACCACCCCCCGGCCAUUUUGUGGGCCCGCGGGGGCCGCACCCCGGUCAGUUUGAUGGGCCCAGGGGACAAGCAGGAAACUUCAUGCCGGGGCCCAGGGGGGUUCCGCCCCAGCAGUUCGAUGAGCAGAGGGUGAACUCGCCGCCCAGGUUCGCCGGCCAGAGGGGCCCAGCGCCCCUGCAGUUCGGGGGCCCUCGGGGAUCCGCACCUUUUCCCGACAAGAGCGAGCCGGCCCCUCCCCGGUUCCACUUCCAGGGCCCCGCCCCGCAGGGCGUGAAGCCGGCGCCCAGGCCCCUGCUGGAGCUGCCCAGCCACCCGCCCCAGCACCGCAAGGACCGCUGGGACGAGGCCGGCCCGGCACCCGGCCUGCCCUCCGGGCCGCCGGGCUCGGGCGCCGAGGCCGAGGCGCCGUGGGCCCCGGCCGACUUCCGGGAGGGCAGGGCGCCCGAGCACCGGGGCCCGGCCGGCCCCAGGGAGGAGGCGCCCGAGGGGCCCGAGGCCCCGGCCGAGAGCCGGCAGGGCCGCGCCUUCGAGGACCGGCGGCGGGAGCGUGAGCGCGGCCGGGCCUGGAGCCGCGAGCGGGACUGGGACCGCGGCCGCGAGUGGGACCGGCACCGCGACAAGGAGCCCUGCCGGGGCCGCCCCCGGGACCGCGAGCGGGACUGGGACCGCAGCCGCGAGCGCAGCCGGAACCGCGACCGGGACCGCGACCGCCGGCGGGACCGCGAGAGGUCCCGCAGCAGAGACCGGGACCGGGCCCGCGAGCGGGAGCGCGGCCGCGACCACCGGGCCCGCAGCCGGAGCAGGGAGAGCACCCGCGACCCCAAGGCCGAGGCGGCCGCCCCCGCCCCCCACCCCUAGGCCGCUCCCCGGGCCCGCCCUCCGGAAGCCAAGUCCAUAGAUUGUGUCGGACAAGUCGGUUUUGGAAUCGCUAUGAACUUAGGUGAAUAGAACAUUCUGGACUUCAGAAAUUACUGUAAUUUUGUGUAUAAUGGUUUCUUACAAAUUUUCCGUCUUUACAAUUCCGAUGCUUUUUUAAAAAAAACUAAAGGACUCGUAAUAUUUCCAUUUAGAAUUACCGAAAUGGGAAAGUGUCUACAAAAGCAUAUUGCUUUUUCAGAUUAUACAGCUAUCUUCUCCAGUAACUUGACCCGGGCGAGUUUUAGGGCAUUCCUGCGGACCUCAGGGCCACGCCCGCCCGCCGGGCGGUCCCCCAGGGCUGUGGGCUCUGUGCGCCGUGCCCGGCGGCGGCCCUGGGCCCGGCCAGGCCCCGGGACGUCGAGAAGCAACACUCACUAAUACAUUUCCCUGUUUUCUAAAGAAAUUUGAAUUACAAAUUUCAACCAGGAAACAACACGUUUCUUAGUUUUGCUCAGUUUUUAUAUAUCAGCUUAUAUUUUUCCCCCUGAAAUUAAAAG
This is a messenger RNA of Phyllostomus discolor (pale spear-nosed bat), 7625 nucleotides long. RefSeq names its product death inducer-obliterator 1 (gene DIDO1). Gene Ontology annotation, cellular component: nucleus. The transcript is spliced from 17 exons. NCBI's taxonomy places the organism in Eukaryota, Metazoa, Chordata, Mammalia, Chiroptera, Phyllostomidae. The record is from RefSeq and is a predicted model, not a curated record. The coding region runs from base 508 to 7068 and encodes 2186 amino acids. Gene Ontology annotation, biological process: apoptotic signaling pathway; DNA-templated transcription.